Chroicocephalus ridibundus (black-headed gull) is the source of this 5556-nucleotide messenger RNA. RefSeq names its product intraflagellar transport 27 (gene IFT27). Bases 104 to 664 code for a protein of 186 amino acids. The record is from RefSeq and is a predicted model, not a curated record. The transcript has 7 exons. Gene Ontology annotation, cellular component: intraciliary transport particle B; sperm flagellum. Gene Ontology annotation, molecular function: GTPase activity; GTP binding. Gene Ontology annotation, biological process: intraciliary transport; vesicle-mediated transport. NCBI's taxonomy places the organism in Eukaryota, Metazoa, Chordata, Aves, Charadriiformes, Laridae.
UUCGGUUGCUAGGGCCGCGCUGUUGCUAGGGCCGCGGCAGAGCGCCGUGGCGGCGGCGGGCCAGGAGGGCAGCGGCUGUCGCCGCCUUCCCCGGGCCGGGGCGAUGGUGAAGCUCGCUGCCAAGUGCCUCCUGGCAGGAGAUCCAGCUGUGGGGAAGAGUGCUUUAGCCCAGAUGUUCCGCAAUGAUGGGGCUCAUUUUCAGAAGAACUACACGCUGACAACGGGCAUAGAACUGUUGGUGAAGGCUGUAUCGGUUCCAGAGACAAGUGAUAGUGUGGAAUUCUUCAUUUUUGACUCUGCAGGAAAAGAUCUAUUUUCUGAAAUGCUGGAGAAACUGUGGGAGCAACCCAACGUCCUGUGCCUUGUGUAUGAUGUCACUAAUGAGCAGUCUUUCAACAACUGUGCCAAGUGGUUGGAGAAGCUGAGGGCUCAAGCAGUUGGAGUGCACAUCCCAGGUGUCUUAGUGGGGAAUAAAACAGACCUUGUUGGUCGUCGAGUUGUGAAGCAGAAACAAGCACAGGAGUGGGCUGAGAAACAUGGCCUGGAAUACUGCGAGAUGUCAGUGAAAGAGAUGAAAAAUUUUGAGGCUCCUUUUCACAUCCUGGCAAAGUCAUUCCACCAACUGUACAAAGAGAAAGUGGAAACUUUUCACUCACUAGCUUGAGGGCCGUGACUGGAAUGACUUAUUUAUCCUCUAAGCUUCUCCAAGUGUCCAGAAUCCUGCAGGACAGAAUACAGAGAGAAGAAAAAAAGAUGAGCUAUUUGCUUCUUCAUGGUCAUCUUCUGGUAAUUCAAAAUAAACUAGAAAUAAGCAAGUGGAAAGACACUCUUACGAAGCUGCUACCUCAGCAUUCCUUUCAUGUCCUCUACCUUGGUUCUCUGCUUACUGAAAGUCUGCUAGGUUGGAGGAGGCGGGGAGUAAAAGGGGAGGGCAGAAUGGAAAUUGCCAGCUCUCUGCUUUGAUAUUGUCUUGUCUCUUGUUUGAACAGACUUCCUGCUGCUACAAGCAAGGAUUUAGAGGUUUGGGGAAGAAGAGAGGAAGCUGACAGGAUUUGUUUUAAUUUAAGCAACCCAUCCUUGAUACAUAUGUUGCAGGGCAGGACCAAUUUGGCCCUGCUGCUAGAAAUGCAUUUUCAGUACGAGGCCUAUGGCCUAAAAUCAACACAUGGAGACUGAGAUGUGUGGGGACUGAGCUGGAUUUAGGUGUGUUUCUAGGAGUGCCCAAGAGAUUGAGCACUGUUUGAGCACUGAUUGAGGCCUGUUUUAGCAGUAUUACUCUUACCAGUUGUAGGACUGAUAUGCUGGUGUCCAGUAUGUGUUUCUGACUUCUAGAAUCUGGUUUUUUUCUUCAGCGUGGCUCACUUUCACUGCCUGGUAGGAACUGUCUUGCACCUGUACCGCUGUCACUUGGUAAUGCAGUGCCCUCUGCUGGUCCCAGGUCACAAGAUUUCUCAAGAAGCUACCUCUCUUGAAGCAAGCAGGACUUCCUAUGGGCACAUCUAAAUUGCCUUAUCGGCAAAAUGGGGUCAGAUAGCAAGAAUACGUCUUAUUCUAAAGAUGAGUCCAAAAUUUAAAACAAAUUAUCCUUUCUUCUUUAUGUCUUUGUCAUCUUAAGUGGUUUUGUGUUAUUUUUCUUUUUGUCAGCUGAAUUUGGCAAUACCGUGUUCUCAUUAGGUUCAGUUCUCAAUCCCUUACUAGAAUCAGAGUCGUCUUUGUUGUUGAACUGUCCCUGCUUGUCCUUGAGUUUCAGAUUAAAAACCACAAUUCUGAUGUCACUAGUGGAAAUAGGACCAAGGAAAUGAAAGACAGUCUGUCUAAGUUACUCUGACUCAGCCCUGCCUGCUUAGAAGUUUCGUAUCAGAAAGGGUAAAAGCCUGGAGAGUACUGCUCUUUUAUGUGGAGUACUGAUGUUGUGGGGAUGAGAGUCUAUUUGCUAAUGUAGUAUAUGAAAGCAUCCGUGGUAAGGUAGUGCCUUGUCACUGACCCUAACACCAAGGAGUUCAAAACCAUAACCUUUCUCUUCUCCCAGAUUAUGUUAGCCUUUCUUGGGCAAGGGGAGAUGAAUUUUGUAGAGAGUGAGCGCUGAAUGAUUUUACAAGCAGGCUUUUCAGGAAUCUGUCUUUCAAGACUUUUACAUGUGCAUUUUAUAACCAUUUUUAUGCCCAAUGCUAAGACAAGUAUAUUGGAUUAAACAUAAGAAAUAUGGCUGCAGAUGUUGUAGCAGAGUUUAUGAAGCACUUCAAGAAUCUGGAGAAGCAUCUGGGCUCAUUUCACCAGCAACAGUUUGUUGAGGCUGGGAAUUAGCUAGGGAGCAUGAAUACCAGGUAAAGAGGUUAAGUAAAGUAGGAGCUCAGCCCGUAAGAAAAGAAAAUGAAUAGAUUCUUUUGCUAGAAGCCACCUCAAAAAAAUGACAGAACCAGCUGGGAGAGCUCUUGGUUCCUCCAAAGAAGGAAGGACUCCUCCAUGGGCUUAGGGUAACCAGAAGACUCACUCUUUUUUUAAUUGGAUUAGCGUUACUGGCAUUUGUAUCUUAUAUGGGUGGUCUUGUUAAUCCUGGGGAGUGUCUGUUGAUUUACAUGGGCUGAGUAGAGUCUUGCCUGCAGGUGCUAGUACCUCUGACUAUUAAGAAUAAAAGUUAUUUUGGAUGCUGUGCUGAUCUCGUUAAAGAAUUGAAGAAGGUUUGUUUUGAUUUAGUAACUCAUUUCCCCCUGGUUCUAUUGAUGAUGCAAUUACAACACAAGACAGAUAUUUUUUCAUAUUGAAAACAGCAUGCCAGGUGUGUAUGCCACCUGUGACGUGGUAUAUAGGGGGGACGAAUGCCUUUGGAAUGAGUGAUAAAAUGAAUCCUAUGCAAUGUCUAACCAGGGAGUUCAAUCUCCCUGCACCAGAAGGACCUCCCAUAACUUCAAAUAAACAGCCUAAAAGCACCAGUCAGAUGAAGAUUGGUGAACGCUGUUUUAUUAAAUGAAUGCAAAAGCUGGAGGAUCUCAUUAAGGGAAUGCUGGCAGUGGUGAUUUGUGAUUUAUAGGGAAGCUGCUUUUGAGAGGUUAGUGAAGAAAAAUGCAUCCCAUGCAGGGAAAGAUAUAUUGCCUGAGAGAGGAAAUGUAUGAUCUAAUUAGCUAGCAGUAGGGAAUCACCCACUGCCCGUUUCCAUCUUUCCACAGGCCAUGACUAGAAUUAGAAAAGAGGUUGUGUCUAAAGCAUGUUGUCCAACUUGCUUUUUACAGGACUAUCUCAACCACUAAUGUAGACACAAUUUCAUGUCCUUCAAAAUGGUGUGUUUGACAAUAACCAUCUCAGUCAUUCCAAAUGCAUUUUAAAAGCAUAAUAUGUUGUCCUUCCUGGCUAAUGUACUAUAUAGUACCAGCAUGAUGCAAGUGAUGCUUGUUGCUAUUUUCCUAGCUUAUUUGUGACCUUGUUGUAGAGGCUAGUAGUGAAGAGUGGAUAGAGAACAUGUGAGCCAGAUACAGGAAAGCGGUGGAAAAUAGUUUUGUGUCUGUGUGAUGGAGUUUAGGGUAGUGAGAAGGUGAGCUGCACAAGCAGGAUGAGUAAGAAUCUGAAACCAUUAUUAAGUUUCUCUUACUGCGUUCAGUAACCGUUGCAGUCACGUCUGUAGGGUGAGGUUGCAUGUUUGCUGCUUAGAGCCUUAGCAUCACUCUGGAUUACAAACAUGGUGGAGAACAGUGGGAGGAAGACAGAAAGCCUGUCUGCUGACCAGGAAGCUUGUUGUCUUCUUACAGCUCCCCUACUUUGUCCAGCUGUGCGGUGCUGCAGGUGCUCAGCAGGGGUGUUUACAACGCACAAGAGACCCAGCUCAACCAGAACUGAAAUUUCAAAAGAAGGGGGAGGAAACAAACAGGCCUUUAACCAUGUUUAAGAGAUACAUACUCCUUUUUCCUGCUUGCUUGUUUGAUCAGACAAAACCAUUCUUCCCUCCUUGGAGUCCCUCCUUACUUUUCAUUUGGUCCUCAUGGUUCUGCUGCAUAGAAUCCCUGUUAUACUUGUGCCCUGCUUUACUUAGCUUGAUACAUCACCAGCUGAUUUUUUUUUUUUCCUUCUAAUUUCUGCAUUAUCUAUUCCCAAGGCUGCAAGACAUUUCUUCUUAGAGAGAUUAAUAGACGAAAGAAAACAAAAGUGGAAUUUUUAGUCAAAUUGUCUUGGAAGAAAGAACCUUAAGAAGCUGACUGACAUUCUGAAAUUUUACUGGGAGUUCAUUUGUGUAAAGUCGUCAUAUUAAAGAUGCUUUAAUGGUUUUGUUUUGUCUUGCCAGACAUAUUCUACUGUGGAGUGAAAUGCAGGAUGUAAAAUUCCAGAAAGAUCAGGUUUUAUUGUGGGAGUUAAUAGGAGUUUCAAAGCUGAUCAUACCGUGAUAAGAUCUGUUCAGUCUUAACAAUGGAGUGGUCACUGCUGUUCAUAAUAAAGCAUUAAAUAUACUGAAAUGGGCCUGUCAGAACAGUUUUUUUUCUAGAGACUUGUUCAUUUUAGAGACUUAAAACUUAAGAAAGGACAUCUUUCAGAAAGCUGAUCUGAUAAAUGACACCAUUUGGACCAGGGUUAUUUCUGAUAUAACUACAGUGACUUAAAGGGCUGGAUUUAGUCUUUUAUGCCAAUUGGACUCCCCUGGGUAAGCUUCAUUUCUUUACCCGCUAUACAUCUUGGACCGAUCUGACCUGAUAGCAAAAGACACAUGAUGUUGUUGAAAAUGAAAUACUGCCUUGGGGCAGAAGGAUAAACUGUGUGGCCUCCUGAGGUCCUCCCAGCAAUACUUUCUAUAAUUCUAUUAGAUUAAGUGGGGAAAGAAGUAGCGUGGAAAGCACAAAACAGGCUAAGUCAUAAACUAGCAAUUAAACUGGGAGCUGGGCUGGGCUACAGCAGAAAACAUACAAUCUAUCCCAAUUAAGGGCUGUAUCUCAAGAGAAACCAGGAGCCUGACGCAGGUGCUGACAGCAGGGAAAACACUGCAUUUCUGUUCUGUAGGCAGCAACUGCUUUCUACUGGUGCUUACACAGAUCCAUGGGGGUCCAUACCCUGCUCAAGACUAUGCUCAGCUUUUAAUAAUUACUCUAUCUAUGAUGCUCAGGUGGCAACGGCUUGCAGUUGUUGUCUUGUCUGCUCGUAUAAAGCCAGCAGUGUGACGGCAGAUUAUCUGCUGGAGCAGGAAGACAUUCUGUUCUUGACACCAUUCAUGAUGGGACCUCUCUCUCCCCAUGCAUUCUCAGUCCUUCUUUUCCUUCUCAUAUCCACUUUUGAUGUAGAAUAUCCACCUCUGCUUGUUCUUAGCAAGUAAUUUUUCCAUCUUGCAGAUGGAACUCCAUGGAAGCUGGGGUUAAGGGACUUCUAGGACCUUCUGCAGCAGAGGUGGAGUCUGAGCAGAAGCUCUUCAAGGGCCAUGUUGGCCCCCACAACGUCUCUUAGCCUAAGGGCGCAUCAUCUCUCUGCUUCUCACAUCCUAUUUCCUCCUGCUGUCAUCUUGCCUUGAGAACAAUGUCUUCUGUGCUAGUUGCCCUUGGCUCUGUUGACCUGGAACAACAAUGCUUGGGGGAGGGAGAAAGACAA